GCGUCGCUCACCUGCCGCGCACCUGUUGCUGCCAGGCUCCUCGCCGGCGCCGCUGCCAGUCUGAGACCUACCCCGCCGCCGAGCGGAGCUGCUGCCGCUGCCGACGACGCUACCGGCACCUGAGUGACCGCUUGUCGGUCAGUGACUGUUUGACCCCUCAUCAAGGUCAAGAUGCCUUGCUCGGCAGUGACCCUUUCGCUGGCGACUGUCGCCGGUGUGGUGGCUGUGGCUCUCCUCGGUAUUGCUUUUGGCACCGACAACUGGGUAUACAUCCGAGUGGACCGCGAUGCUAUACAGGCGGACAUGGCCAGUGGCGUCGGCUCGCUGUCUCCGGCCGACCAGGAGCGGUUCGAGACAGAGGCUAUCUACCGGUCCCGGACACAGGGACUGUUCCGCACCUGUUUCCCCGAGGGACGACCCAAAGGAGUGGACGUCUACCUGAGUCCCGUGGAGACCUACUGCACAAAUAUCGACUACUACAUCCCUGACGAGGACAAUCUCACCAAGACCUUCUCCGAGGAGCUGAUGGCACGGCUGCACAUGGCCCGCUCGAUGAUUGCUCUCUUCAUUGUGGCAUUCUUCUUCGUGUUCGUCGCCUUCUGGACUGGAGUGGUUGGAUGCUGGCGCCGCUCGGCGGCCAACGUUGGAACUACCGCCGCACUUAUGCUCUUUGCAUGCCUGUUCUCGGCGGGCUCGAUGGGUCUGUGGCACGGAGUGCAGUACUUUGAGCAGAAGAAACUGAACGAGGCUCCCUAUUACCGCAGCUGGCCCCCGCUGUUGCAGAGCCACACUAUCGCGGUGUUUGAUUGGUCGUACUUUAUCGCCUGGGUGGGCGUCGGCUGGGUGCUGGUUUCGGCUCUGCUGUUCGUUGGAGCCUCCGUCUGUAUCAAGAAGGAGAGCUACAACGAGAAGCGCAGAAACCUGCCCUACAUCAUGCCUGUGUACCCGACCAAAUCAUCGAGCGGUGGGUACGGACCCCAGUACGGGUACAACACGUACAACCACCCCGGUCCGUAUUACGGAUCCCAGUACGGAAACUACAACUACUAGACACCGACGCCAGCGCCGCGUGGGGAGCGCGGGAUGAAGCUGUAGUUGUUAAGCUAUCCGCUGAGGUUCACUGUCGCUAAGGGCGGUGUGAGGUUUGGAGCGGUCUUAUUGGCAGGCAAGCAGUUCAACAAUUUGCCAAUUGUAUUUUUACCUCUCGCGGCAACAGUACUUAAGUAGAUAUAUAGUUUUUCAGAGUUCUACCGGCAUUACGUCAAAAUUAUCUCUUAGUUAUGCAUCACAGACAGUUGUAUGAAAUGAUCGGUAGAAGUGAGGUGCCCCGUGCCCUGGUCCUCAACCCCCCUGAGCAGAUUCGUUUAUAUCGAAUCAAUGUAUGCCCUUCAUGAGCAGCUAAUGUAGUGGUUCCAAUGCUGGUCCACUAUUGGUGAGCGGACAUACAUUCCCCUCGUUUGUGUAAAUAGAUGUGUGUUCAUGGCUUGUACAUACCGUACUGAUGUGUUCGUUUUAAUACGGAUUAUCGGUUAGUGCAACGAACAAUGCGGUAAAUGUUGUGCCCCACGUGUAGUUCAUACACUGUUAUUCUGACUGUUUUGUACUAUAGUGUUGCUGCCUUUGUGCCUUCCGGCUUUGAUGAUAUUUAUUCUGUAAACGCUUUUUCACGCAUUCCUGUUUAUGUGUCUAAUUUAUUUUCAGUGUUUUGGUUUUACUUUUAGCUUGGAAACGCUGUAUGCCUUUGUUUCAACAGAUGUAUUUUAGUAGUUUAGAUAUCGGUUGUAAUUAAUUACCCACGAUGGGUAGUAAUUAUCAUUACCGAUUUGCAGGUUCAUCAACGAAUUCCCGAGUGUUUUGCAUUGUUGCAUAUUUUGUUGCGCCCUCGCAGCAGCCGGGGUCCUUAUCAGCCCGUCCGUCCAGAGUUUGAGGUUGUGUGAGUGAGAGGAUGAUAUUGCAACAUAAGGCACUAUGUUUUACCGGAGAGGACCGCAUUUUGGAGGUCAGUAAAGAGCAGUUUCUCGUCCACCUCUGCCGGAAAAUGGACCUUAUUGAAUGUGUGCAGUGUGAUGUUGACGUGCUUCCGAAUGCCAGUGUUGGGAAGAAUGAUUGCCAGUAAGGAUAGAUAAGGAUGCAUGUGUGAAUCUGUGAAUGACUCGUUUUACUCGAUGUGUGCUGAGGCGAAUCUUGAUUGGUUACUUGUCCGAGCUCAAAUGUGCGUUAUUUGGGACAAGGAAUAAUUUUUACGAUAGGUUUUCGAUAACGGUCCGAAUAAAAUAAGAAUGUGA
Molecule: messenger RNA, 2285 nt
Organism: Amphibalanus amphitrite
Lineage: Eukaryota; Metazoa; Arthropoda; Thecostraca; Balanomorpha; Balanidae
Exons: 7
Coding region: 172-1050 (292 amino acids)
Cellular component (GO): membrane
Source: RefSeq, a predicted model, not a curated record